AAGAUUCCUCUUCUGACACGAUGAGCGUUCAAGAAGCGAUACGGAACAUUGAGCCCAAAGAACUUUCACUUACGGUACUAAUGGAAUGUGGGCAUUUCCAGAGCAACUACCUGCCGCCCUCACGGAGAUACAGUUCCGCCUGAAUAAUGCCAAGCAUGCAAUAAAAAGAAACGUGUACAGAGACUGCUUGGUAUUCCCUGAACAUGGCUACGGUGAUGUCGUUGUCUGGACGAGUUGGUCUCGUUACAGGCGGAGGAACGGGAAUAGGAUUUAUGAUUGCCAAGGCCUUCGCUGCAAACGGUGCGAAAGUCUACAUCACUGGGCGAAGACUGGAUGUGCUAGAGCAGGCUGCGGCGUCAAUCACAGGCGUACCGGGAUCCGUUAUCCCACUCCAGAUGGAUGUGGCGAAUGAAGAAAGCGUCAAGGCUGGCGCAAAGCACGUUGAAGGAAUUGAUGGCAAGCUCGAUAUUCUCGUCAACAAUGCUGGAUUCGGCACCUCCCUUCAUGACCCGGACUUUGUUGCGAAAAAGUUCGCGGCUUCAGAUCCUUUCGAACCCGAGACGGUACAAAACUGGAUGGAUAUCUUCGCACUCAACACCAUCGCUCCAUUCUUCGUCGUCCGUGCCUUCCAAUCCCUUCUCAUACAAGGAGCGCAUUCUCGCCCUCAAGGAACUUCGAGCGUCAUCAACAUCAGCAGUGUGGCUGCAAAGAUACACGCGCCAGUGAAGAUGGGCUGCUUGGCGUACGGCCUGACGAAGGCAGCCUUGGAAAAGCUCACUCUUGUUCUGGGAACAAGCUUUGCUGGGAGAGGUAUCCCGAUUCGGGUGAACGCGCUGGAGCCUGGCGUGUUUCCAUCGGAGAUGAGUACUCCUGAGUUUGUGGAAAUGGUCAAGACGGAGCCAUUUCCUGGGUUUAUGGCCCCAGUACCUGUGAGGAGACAUGGGACUGAUACGGAGAUGGGGAUAGCGGCGAUCUAUUUGGCAGUAUCUGACUAUACAAACGGAGCGAUAUUGGGUAUUGAUGGUGGGGUAAUGUUGGUCAAUCCUUGAAGAGUUGAUCAUCUAAUGAUAAUGAACAACUUCUGAUUUCCGGGAGAAACAUACCGAUGUUGUUGUUAUGAUCAGGCUUGUUCACGGACUCCGAGAUCAGAUAACGAUGAGUAGUUGAGUGAAUGUAUUGCAGUGGGUGAUGUAUCGCUUUUCUUUGCACUUAUUCUUGUGCGCGUUGACAGCUGGGAAUUCUACGUUGAAACGUACUGGGAUUUGGUCACAUUUAACGAACGGCAGGGUCAUUGAAAGUG
Molecule: messenger RNA, 1300 nt
Organism: Desarmillaria tabescens
Lineage: Eukaryota; Fungi; Basidiomycota; Agaricomycetes; Agaricales; Physalacriaceae
Product: short-chain dehydrogenase
Exons: 7
Coding region: 204-1049 (281 amino acids)
Source: RefSeq, a predicted model, not a curated record